CAUUGAAGAUAUGAUUCAAAAGGUAGGUCCAUAUGACAUUCGAACUGAGUGACCGAUGGUUUGGCUGAUGCCAGCGGUAACAAAAAAGGCAUAUGAUCGCGCACGUCCCACCCAUUUUCUGUCAUUCCCGUUGUCUUCUCCUCUUAUUACGCGCAAACUGGGCGAGUUCCAAUCAUCCGUAUUGUCUUCUACUUUCCAAUGCAAAGGCAUCGAUCCUUCCAUCAUGGUUUUAUCUGCCAAUUUGCAUCUUACUCUCGGCGUGUUUAAGUUGCUGAAUCAAGCUGAAAUUGAAAAAGCCGUCCGUUUCCUCAAAGACACAAUCCCUGGUGUCAUUGAUAACAUUCUGCAAAAGAAAUUGCUGUCCGUGCAUUUAAAACAGCUGGCUACAAUGCAAACAAAUCAAGCCGAUGCACAUGUUUUGUACGUCCAGGUUCAUGAUGAGACCCAGGAAAAGGUUUUAAAGGAUGUGUGCACGGCCAUCAUUGAUGCCAUGGUAGAAGAAGGUUUCAUGGUCAGAGAUACCCGACCGCUCAAGCUCCACGCUACAUUGAUCAAUACCAGCAACCGAGCUUCCUCCAGCGGCGCAUCCAAAGAUGAGAAGAGACAGCCGUUUGAUGCAAGACCUAUUAUGAAAUCGUUUAGUCAUCUUGAUUUGGGCGUGGCUCAUCUUGACAAAUUGCAUCUUAUGAAAAUGGGACGAACAGGUCCGGGAAAAACUUAUGUGAGCGAAGGAUCAAUUUCCUUGACCCAGUGAUAUCAAUGAACCGUUGCAUUACAAUUUGCUAAAAUACGAAUACGCUACUGAAUAAAUGAGGCUUUGUUUAUAUAUUCCUCCUUAUUUAUCCACUCCACAAAAAUU
Radiomyces spectabilis is the source of this 859-nucleotide messenger RNA. Its product is annotated as kinase A anchor protein. Bases 56 to 754 code for a protein of 232 amino acids. The transcript is spliced from 4 exons. Gene Ontology annotation, biological process: DNA alkylation repair; regulation of DNA-templated transcription. Gene Ontology annotation, cellular component: nucleus. Lineage: Eukaryota; Fungi; Mucoromycota; Mucoromycetes; Mucorales; Radiomycetaceae. The record is from RefSeq and is a predicted model, not a curated record.